Messenger RNA from Necator americanus (New World hookworm), 3228 nucleotides. RefSeq lists its product as uncharacterized. Bases 1 to 3228 code for a protein of 1075 amino acids. The record is from RefSeq and is a predicted model, not a curated record. The transcript has 28 exons. NCBI's taxonomy places the organism in Eukaryota, Metazoa, Nematoda, Chromadorea, Rhabditida, Ancylostomatidae.
AUGAUGGUGCUGGACGGGAACGAACGGCGCCGCAUUACGCCGGACAAGUCGCCCACACAGAGCGUCGUGCUCCGUCCGUCACGUCAUUUCAACAUUAGAGAUAAUUCUCCAGUUAAUCGUCAUUCAUAUCACGGUAUGACGUCACCGUUAACGUCACCGACUUCGAUGCAACGUCUGGGACAAAUGAAACGUUAUUCGCAACAGUUACAGUACUCACCACCGUAUGCUGAUCCAUUCAGCGGGAACCACAUUCACUGUUUAGGGAAACAGACCGACCUACAUCAUUCAUCGUCCGUUGUCGGCUCAUCGCAGCGAUGUUCUGCUAGAAAACGUUGGUCUUCUAAUUUCGCAUUAUCGGCGCUGCCAGAAAGGGAAAUGAUGAGUUCGAACGACUCUUUGGCAGGGUCUCGCCGAGAUCAUGGAGUUGACACGAUGCAGCAGGGUUCUGAACUCCAAGAUAGCCCUCGUGGAUCAACUAUUGGGUCCGGGAAAAGGGAAGAUGUCAACUUUCAUCACGCACAGCCACAUAUCGUACCUCAAGGAAGUAUUCCCAUCCAAGGACAAGUUCUUGUGGAUCCCGCUACUGGACAACACUACAUCGUCCCUCAGGCAACAUUUUUUCCACCAGCUGUGCAACCAAUGUACUUUCAACCCACACCAACACCUGUAUAUUACCCGUACGGGCAGGUUCCACCUCAAGGUUAUGUAAUGCCUUCGACACCACAGCAAGCCCAGUAUUCUGUUCCCAUUGCAUAUCAGCAACGACCGUAUGCAUUCCGUCCGGGAUAUGCACAGAGCACGACCUCCACUGAAGACAUUAGUAGAAGGGACGAUGACAGAAGACUUGAAGAUCCUCCACCGUCUUCGCCAUCGUUGUCCAUGGCUACUCAAUCAGGAUUUUUUCCCACAGGAUACGUUCCCACAUCAGCCGCCAGUUUUACGCAGCAGUACCGAUAUAUUCACUUCUUCGAACAAGGCUGUGAUUGCUGCCAUCAACAAAAUCCUCAACGCAGCAGCCCUAACAGCCAACCUGAAGAUCCAGAAAGUGGUCGAGAUGGUUUUCGGCGUGACGUCACGCGAUCCAGCGCCGAGUUCAACCGUUCCUCCGGAGAUUUCCACCGCCAAGGAAGUGGCGAAUUCAACCGCUCCAGCGGGAGUUUUUCCCGCAAUGGCAGCGGUGACGGUGUCAGAUCAGAAGUGUAUUUCCGCACUGGAAAUAGCGAAAAUGAAGGAUUCAAUCGAAAUGGAGCCCCGGAACGAACUCCACUCUAUGGAGGACCUCCUCCAUGGUGGGGACGGCAACGAGAUGAUCAAGGGGAUUCACUUACAGACGUCGAGAGUCCUCGUCUACCGCAGCGGAUGUCACCACCUGGCUCCACCAUGUCUGAGUCAGAAUCUAGAGGUCGUCCUAUGCCAGCAAAAGCGGUCAGAAUGGACAUCGACUUCAGCAAAGUCGGAGAAGAUGAAACGCCGAAGCCCAGACCGACCACAUCACGAUCGGUUCGAAUGGAUAUUGAUCUCAGCAAAUUGCCGGAUGAGACAAAAGUAGCAGAAAGACGAGCACCACAACGGGCUCCAGCCACUGCAUUUACCGUCAACUUUGAUUCGGGUACGGAAGAGGUUUCACUUCAAGAUGCCGCUAGAAAGUCCGCACAGGCGCGACGUAUUUUAAAUCGCCGUUCAGCUGGUGGACCUACCCCGGUAAAUGCUCAACGUGGUGCAGCUUCGGAACUACCACCAUCCCAUCCUACUAAUAAACGAUACUUGCUGAAUAAAUUGUUACAUGGAGAGGGUCAAAAUGAAGAGGAGGCAGGUGCUGCUGAAGGAACUGAAGUUGAGGAGCGUAAAGAGUGUGACGUGGCCAGCGAAACUGGGACUUACGUUGUUGAUAUGAGUAAACGCGUUGGCAAUGGUCCAGCAAGUCAGGUGAUGGCUGCGAAAAUCGUGGAAGAUUCUGACUCCAGUGACACGAGCAGUAGUGACAGUGAGAGCGAGUCCGAAAGCGAAGAGCAGUCGACAGCUCGUCAAGCUCCUUCUCCACCUAAACCAUCAGCUACUGCACAGCCAACACAAACCCAACAAUCAGAAACAAAUUCUGCCGGGAAGAGUGAUCUAACAAAAGAGUUAACCAAGUUACGCACAAUGGCUGGAAUUCGACCGACUACUACUCCAGCGCAGACAACAAUUACAAGGCCUGCUGGGCUGUACGACAGUUCUCGUCCAGGGCCAGCAACGCCGCCGCAGUCACAACGUCCAAUUACUGGCAGAGCUUCCUUGGGAGCUCAGGCUUCAAAUAGGAAUUGUCUGGCUGCUUCUCGUGGCGGUCCAACGAAUUCUUCUGCUUCAGGGCCAUUCAGGAAAUGGCGGUGUCAAAGCGAAACAAGAGGCGAUGGAGGUCGUUAUUCAAUGCGAGGGAAUCAAGGAGUUGCCCCCUCGAGUCCACAACAGUGCCCUAAGAGGCCCCCAUUUAGAGCUGGGGUUGCACCGAUGAGAUCAAGUUUUGGAAACCCCGAAAAGCAAAAAGAGCAAGAAAUGAACGCUUGGUUGCGCAGGAAGGACUACAACCCCAUGAAAGCCGCUGCUGAGGCUAGAAAGGCCAAGGAACUUAAAGCCAGAGGAGAACAAUUUGUAUCGAAUCGAUCCGUGUCUUUCCAUGUGGGACCCGUCAUGCCCAAGCCAUUGAGAGGUGAUUUUGGCGAAAUGCUGCGAAAUCGUUCCCAAGAAUCACUAGCCGUUGAAGAAGCUGAACAUGCCAGUCAACGAGUGCUGGCUGAAUAUUCCCGCGGAGUGGUGCAGGACAUUACUCGUUUGUCUCAACAAAGCAGCCGAGCCAGCGGCAAGCAGCUCGGCGGACUGGCUCGAGCCGUAGACAUGUUAUCGCAGAAGUGCAAGAAAAGCAUAGAGUUGAUCCGGUCCCAGAACAAAGGAUGUUUAUCCGUUUCGGUUGAGGAUCUUCUAGCUGCCGCUGCAGAACCUCCUCGCAAAGGAGAAACCUUGAACGAGCAACUGGAUCGCCUCUCGGACGCAUUUGACGCUGUUCAGCGAUAUUUGGAACAGUACUCGUUAGAAGACGGGCGCCAAUCACCAAUUCCGGACUUUACAGACGAUGCAUCUGACAUCCAUUCAGUAGCGAGUUCAUCCUUUUCUACUCACAGACAGUCAAGAAGCCCGCUUUCGACGAGUUCGCGAAGAACUGCCACCACUAGAUCCAGCAUCAAUAAACCAUAG